GGUCCCCGUCAUAUGACUUCCAUUUCCUGGUACAGUCGGCAGCGGCACAGCUACAUCCCAAACACCUCUGACUGAGCGUCCCUGUCGGUCCCUGUUUUUUUAGUCUUCUUUCCGGUGGCUGACACUCCAGACUCGGCGAUCAUGUACCGAUAUGCUGCAUUUGUUUUAUUCCUUGCCUUUGGAAGCGUGUUCCAGCUGUCACAUGGCAUUGAGGUGAAUGUCAAAGACAAAGCUGGCAAGUUAUGCCUCUAUGCCAAUCUAAUGGUCAACUUCUCAGUCUCAUAUGAAGUAGCUGGCAAUAAGAGUGCAACAGUCGAGUUUGAACUUCCCAGUAAUAGCACAACAGAUGGAAGUGAAUGCGAUGACAGAAGCUCAACGCUGAAGCUUAAUUUCGGAGAACACUCCUGGAGUGUGAACUUCACCAUCAAUGGAGAAACGUACCAGGCAGACUACAUCACCUUUUCCUACAACCUCAGUGAUGCGACCGUCUUCCCUAAUUCUGUAUUAAAUGACACCUUAGCUGUUACCGUGAAGCCUCACAUUACAGAUGUAGCCAAGGACACCUGCUACUCAUGCAAGAGUAAAGACAUGAUCGAAGAUAUUUCGGUCAAUCAGACACUCUGGAACGUGCUCAUACAGGCUUUUGUCAGUAACGGCAGUAAGAGUGAAAAUAUUAGCUCUUGUGCUGCUGAUUUACCCACCACUCCUGUUGCCCCCACCACUCAUACCACCAGUACUACCACUGCAGCUCCUGUCACAAACGCCACUUCCCCUGCCCCUCCCACAACCACCGCCCCGACCCCCACCCUCCCCACACCCUCCACUGGGAAGUACAUCAUCAAUUCUGAUGACAACAGCACAGCCUGUCUGUUAGCCACCUUUGGCCUGCGAAUUGGUUUCAAGCAAGCGGAGAAAUAUCAGGAGAUGAACCUUGAGCCUAAUACGACCACAGUCUCUGGAUCAUGUGGAGUCAACAGCAGUGAGCUGGUGUUGGUGUCUAACUCCAUGACCAUCAUGUUCACUUUCACCAAUGACACAAAGAAAUUCCGCCUGCAUGCCCUGAACAUCACCGGAAAAACAAGCUCUGGUGUUGUGUUUUCUGAGGCGAACACCAACCUGAGUUUGUGGGAGGCGGCUAUCAGCAGCUCCUACAUGUGUAACAAGGAGCAGAACUACACAAUCACCAGCCUGCUCACCCUCUACACCUUCGACCUACAAGUACAGCCCUUUGGAGUCAAGAAGGGUGUUUUCAGUACAGCCUAUGAAUGUUCAUUGGAUGACACCAGCAUCUUAAUCCCAAUCAUUGUUGGCGCUGCUCUGGCUGGCUUGAUUCUCAUUGUAGUGAUCGCAUACGUGAUUGGUCGAAGAAAGACUUAUGUUGGAUAUCAGACCCUUUAAAUCCAGUUUGCAAUCGAUCCUGAAAUAUCAUGGGGUUACCAAGCCUGGUCCUUGGGUUUCAUGUUUGAUUGGCAAAUAUAAAUUCAAGAGUCAAAAUCUUAAAUUGAGAUGUAGUUUUAUAAAACAAAAAUACAUUUUACAUCUGUUGGUAUUGAUUAUGAGACAUGAAAUGCACAUAGAGCAUUUUGAAUUGCAGUUGGCAAUAAGAAGAUAGUAAAAUGGAGGGUUUGAUGUGUUUUCUCAAGGACCAACCUUCUCUCUCUCUCUCUCCCCCCCCCCGUGUUUGUGUUUCAAUUUUUCUGGAUGUCUUUCCUUUUAUGUUGUUUUUUUUUUUUUGUUUGUUGUUUUUGUUUUUUGUUAAUGAGCAAGUGCAACAUCCACACAACCUUUUUUUUUAUUUAAGUAAUUUCAAUCACAUGAAAGGUGACUUACAGGUACCUGUACAUGUAGCUAUACAGGUACAGUAGGACUUCUGCAUUUACAAAAGCUGCUGGACAUCAAUUUUUCACACAUUUUUUGCACGAGGUGUGCGACAGUUAAAGUUUGUUGCUGCGGGAUCCUGCACUUGCUCUGCAGACAUUCCCUUUUUGUUUUCUUUUGUCAAUAUUUAAUCUUUGUGCACUAUUGAGUCUUUACUUCCGUUUUAUGGUUUGACUUUUCAUCCCCAUAAUUAUUUACAUCAAGACCUAUAAAAACGCUAAAAAAAUUUCACAGCAUUUCGACAGCAUUUCCUUCACAAAUCAAAGGAAGAUGGUCAAGCAGCUUUCUUUCUUUGUCCCCAGAAAUUCAUUAACAAGGAUGAAAGUCUACUCCAUUUGUAAAGCAUGAAAACAUGUUUGCCCCUGUAGAGCAGGAGAAACAUUGGAAUUAUUGUCAUGUGGCUCCAAUCAUAUUAAGAAUGUGAGUGUUUGUUAUUUAAACAUUAAUAGAUCUUUCUCAUGCAAAACAUUUUGACACACAUCCAGCAGUAAAAGUCCAGGUGGAACUAAUGACACUAAUGAUGGCUCAUUUAUAUUCAAGUGUAAAUGUCCUGGUUAGUUUUAUUAACUAUACCUGUGCUUUUCCUGCUGUACCAUGUCAAAAUGAAUACUGUUUAAAUGGUCUCUUAGAUUUGCACAUGCUCCAGUCAGUAGAAAUCUGAAAAUUAAGGUCAACUGUUUGUUUUGUUUUUUUCUCACAGAAUACAUUUUGGCAUUAAGUUUAGAAAAGGGAGAAUAUUGUUGUGUAGAUACUCACUUUCAGCACAGACAAUUCUGAAACGAGGAUAUUUGCAUAUAAAUGCACUAUGGCGCUCUUUAUAUUUUUGCAUUGUGUUGACUGUUAUCACAUUAUCUUACCUGUGUAUCGACCUGAGCUACGAGGGCUGCAGCUGGAUCAGGGGACGUUAAAGCUCCUGAAAACUAUUUUUCAAAUUAAUUUAUUUCUCUAUAACAUUGAAUAUCAAAGUAAAAAAAAAAUAGUUCAAGAGUUUAACACAGGAAUAUACCUUUUGUGAAAGACGAGAGUUAGAUAAGAAGAUUGAUACCCCUCACGUCUGUCUGGUAAAUAUGAAACUACAGUCAGGAGUCCCCAUUUCCAGUCUUUAUUCUAAGCUAAGUUAACCAUCUGCUGGCUGUAGCUUCAUAUUUACAGUGCAGACACAAGAGUGUUAUUGAUCUUAUCAUCUAAUUCUUGGCAAGAAAGUGAAAAAGGGUGUUUCCUGUAAAAGCUCAGGUUAUCUGCUCCAUCAGGACCUUGUGGGUGUGGUUUGCUCAGUUUUAAUCAACAGUGCUGGCAAAGUCAAACAACCCCCACACCUGUCUUCAGAUUUUGUUUCAAAUUGCUAAAUCCACCAAAGUAUUUGACAUAACCUCACGUGAAAUAGACAAAAUUGUUGUCAGAAAAUCGUGUUUUCAUGUAACUCAUCAUAAGAACCUGAAAGUAGGUUUUCAGGAGCUUUUAACGAGUUCGUGCAGGUUUCGGGAUGCAGCGUCAGGGAUGGAGGCAAGCCCCACAAUAUGUAUUUCUGUAAUGAUAGAAAGCUAAUGUGACACAAGGUAGUAGCUGUGUAUUGUUGCUUAAUUCUGGCAGAGUGCUGUGUACCGUUAGCCUUCUUCCAACUCUUCAGGACUGGAACAAUGCCGACAGUAAACUACACUGAAAUAUGAGACUGACUAGAAAUAUUUGCAUUUUUAAGUUGCUUAUAAAAUUUGCUUUCCCAGGACGCUGUACAUGUGUAGGAAUAAUAGCUCUAAAUCAAAUAUGAACUUUAAUUUUGCUUGUGAUUGUUGCCGUGCUGAUGAAUUGUGUAUUUCAGCUUUGUACGAACUCAGUUGCCUUAAUUAUAAAGAUGGUUUUGCAGCACUGGUAUAAAUGUUUGUUUUCUCAAGGUUAAUUUCACAUGUUCUCAAUAAAUGUAACAGAUUCAUCAUCAUGACAACUGUGCCUUGCUUAAUGAUAACUUUCUGUUUUGUACACUCUAACUCACUAAUACUGUCAAGAUACCUUUUUUGUAACUUGGUAUGGUUUGGCUCAUUAUUUAAUUUCCCUUCACUAGUUGAGAACAUUGCACACACACGUUCAGCAAAGGGAAUUUGUGCUGCAAGACCAUCUUAAUGUGUGUUAUAUCGAUGCAAAUGGCUGCUGAUUUCAUCUCCAUUCUCUCACGCUGUUAGCUAUGAUUUCAAAUUGUGUGUCACACUGAAGUGGAGCUUUUUAGUAUUUUAAGAUUUAUGGAAAUAAAAAUGCGUUGUUGCUCUGGA
This is a messenger RNA of Siniperca chuatsi (mandarin fish), 4139 nucleotides long. It is a transcript of the gene lamp2, whose product is annotated as lysosomal-associated membrane protein 2. NCBI's taxonomy places the organism in Eukaryota, Metazoa, Chordata, Actinopteri, Centrarchiformes, Sinipercidae. The coding region runs from base 142 to 1398 and encodes 418 amino acids. The record is from RefSeq and is a predicted model, not a curated record. Gene Ontology annotation, cellular component: membrane. The transcript is spliced from 9 exons.